Messenger RNA from Pezoporus occidentalis (night parrot), 7353 nucleotides. It is a transcript of the gene TRPM1, whose product is annotated as transient receptor potential cation channel subfamily M member 1. The transcript has 27 exons. Gene Ontology annotation, biological process: metal ion transport; monoatomic cation transmembrane transport; protein tetramerization. The coding region runs from base 157 to 5202 and encodes 1681 amino acids. Gene Ontology annotation, cellular component: plasma membrane. NCBI's taxonomy places the organism in Eukaryota, Metazoa, Chordata, Aves, Psittaciformes, Psittacidae. The record is from RefSeq and is a predicted model, not a curated record. Gene Ontology annotation, molecular function: calcium channel activity.
ACCAAGCAGGUGGCUUGUUAGCUCCAUCUGCUGGGACUUGACGGUGUGGAUGAUGUAGGGAAGCUUAGCUGGACGCGCAGGAAAGAGGUAAAAAAGAGACAGAAACGAACCUAAACCAGAAGGAGUCGCUGUGUGCCAUCGAGACUGAGAAACCAAAUGGGAACGUCCAUCUCCUGGACUUACAAAACACGAAGAAUAAUUAAAGGUUACUACAGCAUUGCUUUGAGGAUAUGUAGUUUACAGAAAAAGAGGCCAACUUUCUUCACCCAGCAGUUCCCAGUAACCCACAGAGUGCUGAUUCUCAUGGGUCAGAAGGCUUGGAUAGAGAAGACCUUUUCUAAAAGAGAAUGCAUCUACGUAAUUGCCAACAACAAAGACACUAGCAGGUGCUGCUGUGGCCAGCUCAUCAAUCAACAUAUUCCACCUCCUCCGAGUAUAACAGCUAAUAAAAAUGGAGAAGAAACAAAGCAAGUGGAAGCUCAGCCAGAGAAGUGGUCUGUCAGUAAACACACCCAGACAUACCCAACUGAUGCCUAUGGAAACCUUGAAUUCCAGGGAGGAGGACAUUCAAAUAAGGCCAUGUAUAUCCGUGUGUCAUAUGACACUAAACCAGAUUCUUUGCUGCAUCUCAUGGUGAAAGACUGGCAACUGGAACUGCCCAAACUCUUAAUCUCUGUCCAUGGAGGCCUCCAGAACUUUGAAAUGCAACCUAAAUUAAAGCAAGUGUUUGGAAAAGGUCUGAUAAAGGCUGCCAUGACCACAGGAGCUUGGAUUUUCACUGGAGGUGUUAGUACAGGUGUCAUUCGUCAUGUGGGAGAUGCCUUGAAAGAUCAUUCUUCCAAAUCCAGAGGACGAAUAUGUGCCAUAGGAAUUGCACCGUGGGGCAUUGUAGAAAAUAAGGAAGAUCUGAUAGGAAAAGAUGUAACACGGGUUUACCAAACAAUGUCAAACCCUCUCAGUAAGCUCUCUGUGCUCAACAGUUCCCAUACCCACUUCAUUCUGGCAGACAAUGGAACACUAGGUAAAUAUGGAGCUGAAGUAAAGUUACGACGUCAGUUGGAAAAACACAUUUCCCUCCAGAAAAUUAACACACGGCUGGGACAAGGUGUUCCAGUAGUUGGGCUCAUAGUGGAAGGGGGCCCCAAUGUGAUCUCCAUUGUAUUAGAGUGCCUACGAGAAGAACCCCCUCUCCCUGUCGUGAUAUGUGAUGGUAGUGGACGAGCAUCCGAUAUUCUGUCAUUUGCACACAAGUAUUCAGAAGAAGGAGGGAUAAUAAGUGAAUCCCUUAGGGACCAGCUUCUAGUUACCAUCCAGAAAACCUUUAACUACAACAGGAAUCAAGCUCAUCAGCUGUUUGUCAUUCUUAUGGAAUGCAUGAAAAAAAAAGAACUUAUUACUGUGUUCCGUAUGGGGUCUGAAGGGCAGCAGGACAUUGAGAUGUCUAUCUUAACUGCUCUCCUAAAAGGUACCAAUGCAUCUGCUCCAGACCAGCUCAGCUUGGCUUUGGCCUGGAAUCGUGUAGACAUUGCACGCAGCCAGAUCUUUGUCUUUGGACACCACUGGCCACCUAUAGGUAGCCUUACAGCUCCUGAUGGUACAGCUCCUGAGAAGGAAAAGAAAUCUCCAGUUGCUCAGACUAAAGCAGCCAGAGGGAAAGGAAAAGGGAAGAAAAAGGGAGGAAAAGCAAAAGAAGAGCCAGAAGAAGAAACAGACCCAAGAAAACUUGAGCUCCUGAACUGGGUGAACUCCUUGGAGCAGGCUAUGCUGGAUGCACUGGUUCUGGAUCGGGUGGACUUUGUGAAACUUCUUAUUGAGAAUGGAGUGAACAUGCAGCACUUCCUCACUAUUCCUCGACUGGAAGAACUUUAUAAUACUAGAUUGGGUCCACCAAAUACACUACAUUUGCUAGUCAGAGAUGUGAAAAAGGGAAAUCUUCCACCAGAUUAUCAUAUCAGCCUCAUAGAUAUUGGUCUUGUACUUGAAUAUCUCAUGGGUGGAGCUUACCGCUGCAACUAUACGCGAAAAAGUUUUCGGACUCUUUAUAAUAAUUUGUUUGGACCAAAGAGGCCAAAAGCUCUUAAACUACUAGGAAUGGAGGAUGAUGAGCCUCCCACCAAAGGGAAGAAGAAAAAGAAGAAGAAGGAGGAAGAGAUCGAUAUUGAUGUGGAUGACCCAGAAGUCAGCCGUUUCCAGUAUCCCUUUCAUGAGCUGAUGGUGUGGGCCGUGCUGAUGAAACGGCAAAAGAUGGCACUUUUCCUUUGGCAGCGAGGGGAGGAAACCAUGGCCAAAGCACUGGUGGCCUGCAAACUCUACAAGUCUAUGGCCCAUGAGUCUUCUGAGAGUGAACUGGUGGAUGACAUUUCUCAGGAUCUGGACAACAACUCAAAAGAUUUUGGCCAGCUGGCUGUUGAGCUCUUGGAUCAGUCCUAUAAACAUGAUGAGCAGAUUGCCAUGAAACUUCUGACAUACGAGCUGAAAAACUGGAGUAAUUCUACUUGCCUGAAAUUGGCUGUGGCAGCUAAACACAGGGACUUCAUUGCUCACACAUGCAGCCAGAUGCUCCUAACAGAUAUGUGGAUGGGUCGACUACGCAUGCGGAAAAACCCAGGCCUUAAGGUUAUAAUGGGGAUUCUCUUCCCUCCCACCAUCCUUUUCCUUGAGUUUCGGAGUUAUGAUGAUUAUUCUUACCAGACAUCAAAAGAAAAUGAUGAAAGCAGAGAAAAGGAGGAGGAAAAUGUGGAUGCAAAUGUGGAUACAGGCUCCCGGAAAGGAGAUGAAGAGAAUGGAAAGAAAAAGCAAAAGAGCCUUCCAAUUGGAACAAAGAUUUAUGAAUUCUAUAAUGCACCUAUUGUCAAAUUUUGGUUCUACACAAUAUCAUACCUCGGUUACUUGAUGCUAUUUAAUUAUAUCAUUUUGGUGCGGAUGGAACGGUGGCCAUCAAUCCAGGAAUGGAUUGUCAUCUCCUACAUCGUGACAUUGGCUUUAGAGAAAGUAAGAGAGAUUCUGAUGUCAGAGCCUGGCAAGCUGAGCCAAAAAGUGAAAGUUUGGCUCCAGGAAUACUGGAAUAUUACUGACUUGGUGGCUAUUUCAGUAUUUAUGAUAGGAGCAAUCCUUCGCCUGCAGAACCAGCCUUACAUGGGUUAUGGAAGAGUGAUUUACUGUGUAGAUAUCAUAUUCUGGUACAUUAGAGUACUGGAUAUCUUUGGUGUGAACAAAUACCUGGGACCUUACGUCAUGAUGAUUGGAAAAAUGAUGAUCGACAUGCUCUACUUUGUGGUCAUCAUGCUUGUGGUUCUGAUGAGUUUUGGAGUAGCCCGACAAGCUAUCCUGCACCCAGAUGAAGAGCCAUCUUGGAGACUAGCUCGCAAUAUCUUCUAUAUGCCCUACUGGAUGAUCUAUGGAGAGGUGUUCGCAGACCAGAUAGACCGUAAGAGUAGAAUUCAUACUCCCUGUGGGGACAAUCUUUAUGAUGAUGAUGGUAAACGCCUCCCUCCAUGUAUACCGGGAGCCUGGCUCACUCCUGCUAUUAUGGCCUGUUACCUCUUGGUAGCAAAUAUCCUGUUGGUAAACCUGCUGAUUGCUGUCUUCAACAAUACCUUCUUUGAGGUAAAAUCAAUAUCUAACCAAGUGUGGAAGUUCCAGCGGUACCAGCUGAUCAUGACAUUCCAUGACAGACCUGUCCUCCCACCACCAAUGAUUAUCUUCAGCCAUAUCUACAUAAUCAUCAAGCGAAUCUGCUGUCGCUGCAGGAAGGGUGAAGGAGACCAGGAUGAGCGUGACAGGGGACUGAAGUUAUUUCUGAAUGAUGAAGAGCUAAAAAAGCUGUAUGAGUUUGAAGAGCAGUGUGUAGAAGAAUACUUCCAGGAAAAGGAGGAUGAGCAGCAGUCAUCUAAUGAUGAACGCAUUAGAGUUACUUCUGAAAGAGUUGAAAAUAUGUCUAUGAGGCUAGAAGAAGUGAAUGAAAGAGAACACUUUAUGAAAGCUUCUCUUCAAACAGUUGACCUUCGACUCUCUCAGCUGGAAGAACUGUCUGGUCGGAUGGUGAAUGCUCUUGAGAAGCUGGCAGGUAUUGACAAAACUGAGCUCACAUAUACACGUUCACGGGCUUCGUCUGAGUGUGAUGCUGCCUACCUCCUACGGCAAAGCAGUGUUAACAGCUCUGAUGGCUACAGCAUGUACAGAUACCAUGUCGGAGGUGAUGAGCUAGCGUAUGAUGAGAGUACCACUCCUAUGUCGCCAGCUAUGGGAUUGCGUAAAAAAGCCCAUUCUGUUGGUACCAGAGAAGAUGGAGCAGACCCAAGGAUGCUGGCUCCAGAACACCACACCAGUCUCCAUUGUACCUCUAGUGCUAAUGCAGUCACUACAGCAGAUUACAGUAAAUCUACAUUAGAAAUUGCACAGAAUGUUUCCAGACUCCAUUCUGGUUCAGGUGGUUCUGAGGAUGAAAAGCAGGGGAUUUUCAGGAGUGAUGGAAUGGUUCCUCGAAGUAUAAACCGGAUGGAUGCUGUAACAGACAGACAGUCAGAACCAAGAUCAAAUUUUCAGAACACUAAGUUAAAACUAGAACGUACCAAGUUAGAAGCAACCAUCUCUUAUCCCUUGGACAAAUCUAAAGCAAUGUGCUAUUUUCCUCCUGAAACAUUCAGUGCUUGUCAAACCACUAUGAUGAAGUCAAGGAGCUUUAUAUUUGCACAAGGUGGGAAGCUGGUUGGAGGAGUUAACAACUGGACCACAGAAUACAGUACCAUUAUGGAUCAGGUGUGCCCUUCUACAAUUGAACAGUGGUCUACAGAGUGGAAAUAUGAAGUUGAGCAGCAGCUUUCUCAGGAGCCUCCUCCAGAAUACCCUGGCUUUAUCUCUGAAGCAGAAAUGCAAGCAGAGCAGAAACAGUUACAGACGGACACAGACGAUGAUGACACUGUUGGUGAGGCAGAUGUGAGUGCCUCUUGCGCCUCUAUGCCUGUCACUGACAAGGGUGAGAAAGAGAAUUUACUAUCAGUAAAGCCAGAAAGGACUUGUGGGUUCCCCUCAGUACGGUCAAAGAGUUUGCACAGCCAUUCUCGGAAAGGCAAGUCUGUAAAGGACAAAUUAAAUAGACCAGGACAUGCCAGCAGCGUAACUAAUCUGGUGGUAGCAUUUGGCAGUGCAACAGAAGAACAGAAAGCUAGGCAAGAAAAUGCAUCAACAGAAACUGAAUGUUAAAAUGGCUUAUGGCCCCUGUUUCACCGACAGUCAACAAAGCAGCAUGACUAAUUGAACAAAUUACGGAUUUUAAAAUUAAUUUCUAAAGAAGAAUUUUGUAUGUAUUUGUUUCUUUUCAUUUUAAAACUGAAGUAUGUGCUCUGUUCUUAAACCAAUGCGUGGUGGGUCAGGAGAAAGGGAGAUGUUCUCUCAGGAGCAGAGAAAAAGUAGGCAUAGACCACAGAUGCCAACAGUAUAGAUCAAUCUUUGUUCCAUUUCAGCCUCCCUCAUAAGCUCAUUUACUGAAAAGCUCUUUAUAAAAGCUCUUGGAAGAAGGACAAUAUUAUUAUGUAAUAAUUUAGAAAAUGUUUUUUCUUCUUUUUUAUCAGAAGACUUCUUAAACUGAACAAAUUUUUAACCAGUCUUGGUUUUUAUCCUCCCUUAUGCAGCUGGUUUCUUUGUAGCCAUUGUAUUUUUCAGAUCAAAACAAAAUUGUUGGAGGCAAGAUAAAAUUAUGCAGUCCCCUCUUUCAUUAAUGAUUUCAUGCAUGCUUCUUGGUUCCUUUUUUUGAGAAAAGCCCAACAUAGCAGUUUGCAUCCACUAAAACAGGCAAAAUUAUGUUUGGAGAAACCUGACCUGGAAAGCCAUGUGCAGAUAUAUUCUUGAUCUGUCCUUAAACUUUAGCGGUAUCAUCUUGCUUUCAGGAUCACAUCUGUCCCCACCCCAAAGCAUGCUGACAGCCUUAAACUGUUGAAAAAUGGUGAUCAUUGUUUCAAAGUUUUUAGGGAGAUUUUAAGUAUAUGAAGUAUACAGAGAUUUUAAUAAUAUGAAUCCAAGAUCUGCAUUAAUGUUUUGUAUAAAUGGGGUUACAAUAGAAGUCCAUGUAGGGUGAGAAUCUGGCUUUUUUUAAAUGCCUGCAAGGGAAACCAUACUAAACCAGGAAAGGUGUUCUGAUGAGGAGAGAUCAAAAUGCAGCCAGUCUAUGUGUUUGAAGCAAAUCUACUGUGACAAAUUCAUCUUUGAUUUUGCAAUUCCAUUAUGAUGACACAUAAGGAACAAGGAACAGUUUCUAGCAGUCAGCCUAAAUAACAAAUGAAUUUUCCAGAAGAGAAUAGAAAUUCCAUACAUUUACUUGAGUAAAUUUCACCAACAAUUGUCAGAGGGAAAAAAAAAGUCUCUGCAGUGAAGGUGUUUUCUGUCCCUCAGUGACUAAGCCUGGAAAUCCACAUCUAUAGUUAGUUUCCCAGCACACGUCUCAACAGUGGCUUUCUAAGUAAUAGGUUUUGAUAGUUUUCUUCAUAAUAAAGUGAUGUUAUUUGCCUCAUUCUUCUCUGUCUACCUUUUAGGAAUUCUGUUUUCCUAAACAUUCAGCACCUCUCUGUGCCAGGGGAUGCAUACCGUUGAACAGACAAGAAAGAAAGUUAAAGGCAUAUUACUUGUGCACAGAAUACUGGUUAGAAGUUUAUGCUUAACUCGUUAACUGUCAGGACUUACAAGAUUUUGAAAAGACAGGAUUUCUUUUUUCCCCAUCAUCAGCUCCACAGUAUGUAGGUCUCAGUAUCCCCCUUGAUAAUGCUGAUUACAGCAUUUUGAAAUGCAGAGAUUAAUGGAAGACACCACAAAUGCAUCGAUGGCAUCAGCUUUUUGUUGUUUGUAUUAUAUUUUCACACUCUGUCCAUACUGAUACCUUCAAGUACUGUUACCAUACUGAAUGAUCACAGUAACUGCAUAGACAUUUCUGAAAGUUCCGUUGUUGUGUACUACAGAUUUUUGCUAGCUUGGUCUUAUUAGCUGGUUUCCUGGUUUCACUGUUGUCAGAACAGUGCUGACAUUGUGCUUUUCACACCGACCUCUCUUUUAUUCAACUUUAGGGAACUUGACAUUUUGUAAAAACAGAAUGACAUUUGAAAUUGUUUCACUUCCAUGUUUACUUCUGUGUUACCAUUCUAUGCAACUACAUAGCCAUUUUGUAUGUGUGGUUAAAAUAGCCUCCAGUUUGCCAAUGCCUUUUUAUCGUUUGCCUGCACACUCACCAGAAACUGAUUCAUUAACAAGCACAAAGGGAUGCAGCUUUUCAGCACUUUGCUAAACAAGCAGUAUACAUUGUGGAAUGAAAUACAGUGUGUUGCAUACCUCUUGUUACAUUGUCUUUAUAAAUCAUGUGUUAAACUA